AUGGAGCAGAGUGGUGCCGAAAUCUCGGAGUUUACGUGUGCGACUUGUGAGAAAGUGGUAACGCAAGGCGAAUCGAUCCAGUGUGACUUUUGCGAUAAGUGGUUCCACCAAAAGUGCGCGAAUGUGGACAAAGCGAUAGAAACCAGGGCGUGGUGGUGCGCGGAGUGCGAUACGAAAUGUAAGCUCGGUAUUGCUAAGGAGGAAGAAAUAGCGAGCAUGAAGAGAGAGAUGGAGGCUCUGAGAGCCAAAACGGACGACGUGCUGAAGGCGUUACGAGAAAAGGAAGCUGAAGUGGUACGGCUCCGUGAGGACCGCGGGCAGACCACGUUUUCUCCGGAUAAACCGCUUCCUUGCUCAACGGCUAAGCGGAUUACGGUAACCGAUGAUGGUGAACUAAGUCAGAGCCAAAUAGCUGCCCGUCAGGCUGUCCGGUGCGAACUCCCUUCAUUCGCUGGGGAUCCCGAUGAAUGGCCGCUAUUUCUGUCAACCUUUAAAAGAUCGACGCGCACAUUCGGAUUCAGCGAUGACGAAAACAUCCUUCGCCUGCAAGGUGCGUUGCGAGGAAAAGCGCUACGCAUGGUGCAAAGCCGCCUGCGCAACGCGGAUAAUUUGGAUCAAAUUAUGGCAGCAUUGGAAAAGUCCUACGGCAGAGCGGACGUUCUCGUUAACUCGCUCCUCGAGCAGAUACGCGAAGCACCGGCGCUGAAACCAGAGCGCCUAGAUAGCUUUAUCGAGUACGGUGAGCUGGUAGCAGAGAUUUGUGCGACCGUCAAGACGAAAGGAGCGUCCGAGAGGCUGUACGAUGCAGCGUUGCUUCAAGAGCUGGUGGACCGGAUGCCCGCGUUUCUACGAUGGAGCUGGGGAAUGCACAGGCGGCAGUUGAAAGGUGUUACGCUGAACGACUUUGGUGCAUGGAUUCAAGAGGCGACGGAUGGAGCGAUGGCGGUAACUCCCCCCCAGCCGAAGAAGAAGACGACAACACGACAGGUUCACGCGCAACAUGUGGAAACGCAUGUAACCCAGUCCAGCAGAAAUCGAGCAUGUGCGGUGUGCAAUAAGGACACGUGUGUGGCGGUUGGUGAGUGUAUAGUUUUUAACCAGCUUAGUGUUUCAGCCAGAUGGGAAAAGGUACGCAGCUUAAAACUGUGUAAACGUUGCUUAGGAAAGCACUACGGCCCGUGCUCGGUACGUGUUGAAUGCGGUCUGCAAGGAUGUGUGGCUAAACAUCACCGCAAAUUACAUCGUACCACCAGUGAGGAGCGACCGGUUGAAAUUAAUCAUGAUGGUACGAGAACAGACAGCAUGCUGUUGCGAUACGUUCCGGUGAUGCUUCAUGGGAAGAGCGGUCCGGUUUACACCCACGCGUUGCUAGACGAGGGGUCGACGGUGACGCUGAUGGAGCAGGAGCUUGCAAGAGAGCUAGGAGUUUCCGGUACUCUCGAUCCGCUAUGUCUGCUGUACAGUGCUGGCCAGAAACGUGAUGAACGCGAGUCGCAGAGAGUGACAGUGCAGGUGUCUAGUGUCGAAGAAAAGGCGCCCGUUUACUCGAUGACCGAUGUGCGGACGGUUAGCCGGCUUUCACUCCCUAGACAGUCGGUCGAUACAGAAGAGCUAAAACGCAAGUUCACGCAUCUCGCGACGAUUCCAGCACAGUCAUAUGAAAGUGCUUCUCCACGCCUGUUGAUAGGCAUCGACCAGUAUAGGCUGACGAGACCUCUGAAAACGAUAGAAGGAAGUGCGGGACAACCGACAGCUACCAAGACGCGAUUGGGAUGGCUCAUAUUUGGUAAGUGCACAGACUACGAUAACGAUUCGAAUUUAGUGCAGCCAGAGUCAAGCUACCACAUCUGCGAUUGCCAAGGAGCCAUCUCAAGGGCAGAUCGUAUGAUGGCAGCGUAUUUUGAGGUCGACGGUUACGGUCCCGCCAAGCAGCUAUCGCUUUCGAAGGAAGAUCAACGAGCGCUGGCGAUCCUGCAAGGCAACACGAGGCACAUCGAUGGGCGGUACGCAACCAGUUUGCUAUGGCGGAGUGACAACACUUUUAUGCCGGAAAACCGUCACAUGGCUGCAUCAAGGAUGGAGUGUCUCGAGCGGAAAAUGCAACGAGAUCCGAAUCUCGCCGACAACGUAAACCGAAUCCUCAGGGAGUAUUUGGCGAAAGGUUAUGUCAGGCAACUAGGAACGGACGAGCUGAAGGUGUUUUAUCCCAGGAAGUGGUACCUACCUGUGUUUCCUGUUACUAACCCUAACAAGCCAGAUAAAAUCCGCUUGGUUUGGGACGCAGCGGCUGAAGUGAAGGGUGUCUCGCUUAACAAGAAGUUGCUGACCGGACCAGAUCUGCUGACGCCGCUACAAACCGUGUUGUUUCGUUUUCGCGAGUGUAGGAUCGCGGUGGCGGCUGACAUUCGCGAGAUGUACCACCAGGUACAGAUUUACGGUGACGACGUGCACAGCCAGCGUUUUCUAUGGCGAUGGGGCGACACCAAUGCAGAACCGCAGGAGUACGUCAUGCUGAGGAUGACAUUCGGUGCAGCUUGUUCUCCUUGUACGGCGCAAUAUGUCAAAAACGAGAAUGCCGAACUGUAUCAAUCCCGGUACCCUCGAGCGGUCCAAUGCAUCAAGCAGGAGCAUUACGUGGACGACAUGUUGACAAGCCUGGAAACCGAGGCGGAGGCCGUCGAUCUAGCGCACCAGGUGAGCCACAUUCAUGCUAACGCAGGGUUUCGGUUACACAAUUGGCUGUCGAACAGCCGCAGUGUUAUUGCAGCAGUGCAAGGAAACCCAGAAGCGGUAAAGGAGUUGGAUUUUGAGUCGUGCCUGAAGCCGGAGAAAGUGCUGGGAAUGUGGUGGGACACUGCAAAUGAUAGUUUCAGCUUCAAACUAUCCCGCAUAAGACACCUCGAACUGGCACGCAAAGAUAAACCCUUAUCUAAGAGGCAGAUGCUAAGGACCCUGAUGUCCAUAUACGACCCCUUGGGCUUGAUUGCCGGAGUAUUGUUCUACUUGAAAGUGCUGCUUCAGGAAGUUUGGCGCCUCAAUCUUGGCUGGGAUGAUGAAGUACCGGACGAGAUACAGUGCAAGUGGGAUUCCUGGAUGCAACGAUUGCCGGAUCUGGAAGGCAUUACCAUACCACGAUGUUACCGGCUGAUCACACCCUUUGCUGAAUCGUGUCUUCAACUCCACGUGUUCGUCGAUGCAGGUGCUGAUGGUUACGCGGCGGUCGCGUACUUCAGAUUCGAGUUUGAUGGCCAAAUAGAGGUGGCUUUGGUUGGGGCAAAAGCAAGA
Molecule: messenger RNA, 3285 nt
Organism: Anopheles stephensi (Asian malaria mosquito)
Lineage: Eukaryota; Metazoa; Arthropoda; Insecta; Diptera; Culicidae
Exons: 1
Source: RefSeq, a predicted model, not a curated record